AUGGUGUGUGACAGGGACACGGUGACAGAGUACCGUGUCCCUGUCCCCCGUCCCCUGGGCCGCCUGUUGCUGCUCCAGGUGCACAAGGGGCCCUGUGGGGGUCUCCCCGAGAGCUCCUGGUACCUGGAGAGCGUCACCGUGUGGGGACAGCGCGGGGACACCCCCGGGGACACCCCCGGGGACACCCCUGGGGACAGCGACGGUGACAGCGACGGUGACAGCGACGGUGACAGUGACGGUGACAGCGAUGGGGACAGCGACGGGGACAGCAAUGGGGACAGCGAUGGGGACAGCGAUGGGGACAGCCAGGACGAGGAGGAGGAGGAGGAGGAGGAGGAGGAGGAAGGUGACAGUGAAGAAGAGGUGACAGAGGAGGAGGAGGAGGGGACAGGUGACAACGAGGAGGAGGUGACAGAGGAGGAGGAGCUGGAGGAGGAGCCUGAGGACAGCGCGGGUGACAUCAGCACUGCCAGCACAGGUGACACCGAUGACGUCGCUGACCGGGGGCCGUUCCACUUCCCGUGCUACCGCUGGCUGGAGGGGUACAACACCUGGGAACUGCCCGAGGGUACAGCCACCACGCCGGCCAUGGAGCGACACCCGCGGCUGCAGCGGCAGCGCCGGCGACACCUGGAGCAACAGCGCCGGCGCUACAGGUUGGCCCCGUUUGCCCCCGGCCUGCCCUGGGCGCUGCCCCUGGGGACGCCGCUGGACGCUGACCUGAGCUACUCGCUGGCCAAAGCCUCGGCCUUCUACCUGCGGGGCAGCGCUGCGAACCUGGAGGCCAAGCUCCGGGGGUUCCUGGCCCGGCCCAGCUCCUGGCCCAGCGUGGACGCCAUGACCCGAGUGUUCCGCUCCUUCCACACCCCCGUCACCGAGUACGUGCUGCAGCACUGGCAGGAGGACGCGUUUUUCGGGGAGCAGUUCCUGAGCGGGGUGAACCCCGUCCUGCUGCGCCGCUGCCCCCGCCUGCCCCCCAACUUCCCCGUCACCAACCCCAUGGUGGCCCCCAGCCUGGGCCCCCACACCUGCCUGCAGCGAGAGAUGGAGGCAGGGAACGUGUACCUGGCCGAUUAUGGGGUGCUGCAGGGGCUCCCCACGGCGCUCAUCGACGGCCGCCCCACCUUCGUGGCCGCUCCCCUCUGCCUCCUGCACCAGCGCCCCGACGGGGAAAUGCUGCCCCUCGCCAUCCAGCUCUCCCAGCAGCCGGGUCCCGACUCCCCGAUUUUCCUCCCCGGGGACCCCCCCUGGGUUUGGGCUCUGGCCAAGGCCUGGCCUUCCUAUUUCCAGAAUCUUCUGCCAAACCACCCCAUUGACGAUGUUUCCCUGUUCCCCCCUCCCCCACAGGUGCGCAGCGCCGAGUUCCAGGUGCACGAGGGGCUGACGCACCUGCUGCGGGCUCACCUGCUGGGAGAGGUGUUUGCUCUGGCCACGCUGCGCCAGCUGGCCCCGCAGCACCCCCUCUUCAAGCUGCUGGUGCCCCACACCCGUUUCACGGCUCAGAUCGGGGCCCUCGCCCGGCGUUUCCUGCUCAACCCCGGGGGGGUCUUCGACAGGGCGGUGGCCCUGGGCCGGCGGGGGCUGCUGGCCCUGGUGGCCCGGGGGCUGCGGGAGCUGCGCUGGCGCUCGCUGGUGCUGCCGCGGGACCUGCGGCACCGGGGGGUGGCGGCCACCAAGCGCCACCACUUCGGCAACGACGCCACCAAGGUGUGGGGAGCCAUCCGCAGGUUUGUCUCAGGUGUUCUCCACCUGUAUUACCCGUCUGACGCCGCUGUCCAGGAGGACCCCGAGCUCCAGGCCUGGGUGGGGGAGAUCUUCAGGAGGGGCUUCCUGGGGCGGCGGCGCUCAGGGGUCCCGUCCCGGCUGGACUCUCGCCGUGGCCUGGUCACCUUUGUCACCACGGUGAUUUACACCUGCUCUGCUCACCACGCGGCCACCAACAGCGGCCAGUUUGAGCUCUCCGCGUUCCCCCCGAACGCCCCGGCCGCCAUGCGUGCGCCGCCGCCGCGCUCCAAGGCCGCGCUGUCCGAGCGGGAAUUCCUGGCGGCGCUGCCGGCGAUCAACACCUCGGCCACGGUGCUGGCCGUGCUCUGGGUGCUGAGGAACGAGCCCAUGGACAUGCGUCCCCUGGGCCAUUACCCCGAGCGCCAUUUCACCGAGGCUCCCCCCCGGCGCCUGAUCCGGCGCUUCCGGCGCCGCCUGCGCCGAAUCUCCCGGGAAAUCCGCGCCAGGAACCGCGGCCUGGAGCGGCCCUACCCCUACCUGGACCCCGCCAACAUCGAGAACAGCGUGGCCAUCUGAGACAGCCGGAAAACAACCGGAAAUACACCCAGAAACACCCAAAAUACACCCAAAAUACACCCAGAAACACCCAGAAAUAACCCAAAAUACACCCAGAAACACCCAGAAAUACACACAAAAUACACCCAAAAUACACCCCAACAUCGAGAACAGCGUGGCCAUCUGAGACAGCCGGAAAACAGCCGGAAAUACACCCAAAAUACACCCAGAAACACCCAGAAAUACACCCAGAAACACCCAGAAACACCCAAAAUACACCCUGACAUCGAGAACAGCGUGGCCAUCUGAGACAGCCGGAAAACAGCCGGAAAACAACCGGAAAUACACCCAGAAACACCCAAAAACAACCGGAAAUACACCCAGAAACACCCAGAAACACCCAAAAUACAACCCGACAUCGAGAACAGCGUGGCCAUCUGAGACAGCCGGAAAACAGCCGGAAAACAGCCGGAAAUACACCCAGAAACACCCAGAAAUAACCCAAAAUACACCCAAAAUACACCCAGAAAUACACCCAAAAUACACCCUGACAUUGAGAACAGCGUGGCCAUCUGAGACAGCCGGAAAACAACCGGAAAUACACCCAAAAUACACCCAAAAUACACCCCAACAUCGAGAACAGCGUGGCCAUCUGAGACAGCCGGAAAACAACCGGAAAUACACCCAAAAUACACCCAGAAACACCCAGAAACACCCAAAAUACACCCCGACAUCGAGAACAGCGUGGCCAUCUGAGACAGCCGGAAAACAACCGGAAACACCCGGAAAUACACCCAGAAACACCCAGAAAUACACCCAGAAAUACACCCAGAAACACCCAGAAAUACACCCAGAAACACCCAAAAUACACCCCGACAUCGAGAACAGCGUGGCCAUCUGAGACAGCCGGAAAACAAC
Molecule: messenger RNA, 3198 nt
Organism: Poecile atricapillus (Black-capped chickadee)
Lineage: Eukaryota; Metazoa; Chordata; Aves; Passeriformes; Paridae
Product: polyunsaturated fatty acid lipoxygenase ALOX15B-like
Exons: 16
Coding region: 1-2301 (766 amino acids)
Biological process (GO): lipid oxidation; linoleic acid metabolic process
Molecular function (GO): iron ion binding; oxidoreductase activity, acting on single donors with incorporation of molecular oxygen, incorporation of two atoms of oxygen
Source: RefSeq, a predicted model, not a curated record